GUCUGAGGAAGAACGACGCGAGCUUAGACGAACGUCGUGGAAGUCGGUGGACGGUGACUCGAGUUUAUUUUCUUCCUGUGCACUUGACUGAUGAGAAAUUGAUGAAGCAUCAUUUCCUGAGUAUACCGACAGUGAUACAGCCGUAAUGCGUUGGACCAAAUUUAAAGGCUGUAGCUGCUUAGAGAAACCUUGUAUCUUCGUUUAAACAAAACAGAAUAAACCAACAAACCUCUUGUCUUGGUCUUGUUAGAGUCUAGAGUAACAAAGUUCGCAAUGAACCCCAGCUUAAUGUUCCCAUACCGUGUCACACAUCCCAAUAUAUAUUAACUCAACAAUUUUGAAGAAGUGGGCCUAACGCUCGAUGUUUUUACACGAAACGAUUUACUAAGAGCCGACCUAAAGUAAGACCACAAAACAACACGCGCAUAUCUCACUUAGAUAAUUUUGGCGUUUCGAUAUCUUUAAAGAAUAUUUCCAAAAGUAUUUUUCGUGGACUUAAAUAUUAAUAUGUAUAUUUAACUGGGAAAUUGUGUGAUUUAAUAAUCGUAUUUGAUUAAAAAAAAGUGUUUCAUGGGACGAUGACAAAAACUAUUUACUUUUUCGACACGAGAUGAAUCGGUUUCAACUAACUGUUCCCCACGUGCAUAUCGACACCGUUCGCACCUCUUGGCCGGUGUCCAUUGUAUGGCUGCUGUUGUCCUGUGUGGUCACUAUGUUUUGUGCGAUAAGUUCCGUCCAGCCUGAGUGGUAUGUCCGAACCGAUCCCGUAAAUGAUAAAUUUCUCCAUUACGAACGAGAUUCCAUCCUUUAUAUGCUAGGCCUCGUUGGUGUCUGUUACCGUUGGCGCGAAACUUCUUGCCACAGUUUUGGCGGGAACUUCCCGUCCGCUCCUUGGCAUAUGGCAUUCGUAUUGUACAUAAGUGGGUGCGUGUUGUCGGGGUGUUGCGUUGUGGUGAUGGUGUUUAGUUUAUUUGCACUUGGAAGACGACGACGACACAACAUCAUGGUCUACAUUGGGUACAUACAACUGACAGCAGUUUUGUUCCAGACAAUGGCACUGCUUCUAUACCCAUUGAUCCUGACCAAUCACUUCGUACGUUUACACUGUGGACCGCGCUCUGACGUAUUCAACCCUUCUAGCUGUCGACUUGGCUGGGCUUAUAUGAUGGCUAUCAUGGGAACAAUAUUAGGGUUCUACUGUCCUUUGCUGGCAAGAUAUUCUUCUUAUAAUGUUUAUAGGCCUUGUUAUGUAAAAUACACGGAUUCAUUAAAACAAGUCACCAAUAAUCUUUCUUUAUAAACUCCUCGUGGUUUAUAUAGUGAUUGCUUUGAAGGAACGACAUACAACGACAUUUUCUAAACUGUGCGUAAUCGCCAAGCACAAUACGCGAACAAAAUUCUAAAUCAAGAUGUUCGUGAUGAAGGAUUUUCUUUUAACAAUCAACCACAAUGAGUGAACUUUUCUUUCCCAUCUCGUCUCAAGUCGUGAGUGACGCUGACAACAAUGCAUGAUGUCCAUUAUUGUGGUUUCAAAAUUUCUGUAUUUCAGAGUUGUGGUUAAAUUGAACUUCUAGCUGAAACCGUAAAUCUUACUAGACUAAGGGUUUCCAAAUUUUCUCAACACAAGGGUCUCCAAAACCUUCCGCCUCCUCAUAGAGGUCCCACCUCCUCAAAAUGAAUCUAUAGAAACUGAGUACCUUAACUCUCUUAAGAGUUGUGUGUAUUUGUUACUCCCCCACAUUUUCAAUAGGCCCUCAUUUUGGGAACUCCCAGCUCUAGACCAUAUUAAGUUACUUAACACCAGAAGCGGCUCAUAGAAUAGAAAUUCAAAAGUUUAACGAUAGUCGAACGAUUUUCUGAUUAAAAUAACUUCAUUAAAUGUUUACGAUAGAUAUUUUAGAAAUAACCAACUUAACCUGUAGACCGGAUUACCAAUUUUGAAAGCUUUGUGAUUUCCACAACAUUGACCUGUUUAAAAAAAUUAUUUUUUGUUAUUGCAUUUUUUGGACUUUUUAAGUAUAUAUAUAUGCAUAUUUAUAUUAUAUCUAUAUGAUGUAGUUAACGUUCAUCCCCAGUAGAAAUGAAGUGUGUAAGUUUCUGUUUUUUGGAAUGUAUUCAUGUGAUUAAUAAAACUAGUCAUAUUGUAA
Molecule: messenger RNA, 2147 nt
Organism: Limulus polyphemus (Atlantic horseshoe crab)
Lineage: Eukaryota; Metazoa; Arthropoda; Merostomata; Xiphosura; Limulidae
Product: transmembrane protein 211-like
Exons: 2
Coding region: 611-1300 (229 amino acids)
Cellular component (GO): membrane
Source: RefSeq, a predicted model, not a curated record